Molecule: messenger RNA, 3451 nt
Organism: Linum trigynum
Lineage: Eukaryota; Viridiplantae; Streptophyta; Magnoliopsida; Malpighiales; Linaceae
Source: the annotation of a GenBank genome assembly
GAUCGCUAGCUUGUUUGCUUCUUGUUCUUGGGUUUGAAAAUGAAGGUUUUUAGUUUUGAAAAUCUUUGCAUUUACGAUGGAUUUGUUUCAUUUUGUAUUUGAAAGAUAACAUUGUUUGUUUAGUUAAUUUUGAUCAUGGAUUUAAAUUUUUUUGUACCAUGGGUCUCAAAUUCUUACCUUCCAUGACUAAAUAUCAAAUCAAAUGUGGUAUUUGCAAAUACGUGGAGUUCACAGAUUUGGAGCUAAAACACGGAUUUGUAUACCUCAACAAACAUUAUUUUUCAUCAAAUACAUUAUAUUUGGAUGACCAAUAUAUCACCCAAAUCUUUGAUAAUAUUAUGAAGUGCUAACACACGAUGUCAGACAAUCGUUUGUGUUAUCUCCGUUAAACUCCUCAAUUCUUCUAGGAGGGGAAAAUUAAAAACCACAACAAUCAAUUCGAUGAUGGUUGUGAAAUCAAUUAUAUUUGUAUCACUAAUCUCUAGGCUAAGCCCUCGACAUCAUCUAACAAAGGCGGUGAAUCCAAUAACUGCCGCCAACAGAGCAUCAAAUCCCAAUCAACACAAGCCAAAAUGUACAUGUCCAUUUCACCUCCCCUUGUGUGGAAACUACAAAGAUGACAGUUUUAGUGUUUUACUAAUACUUCCUACCUGAUUAAUCACCUUCCGCAACAACGUUAACCCACUAACCCAAACCCCUAUUUUAUUUCUAGCUAGUAUUACAAGUCAUUAACUAAUUAAUUACUCCACUAAUCACAAGUUCUCAACCCUACAUAUAUCACCUAAUCACCACAUCCCAUCACUACACAUCCUCGUGACAGAUCUCAGCAGAAGGAGAAAGAAGAGAAAUGAACAAGCCAAAUAUCAUCCAUCAUGCCUGCCUCCUUCUCCUCUCCAUCAUCGUCUCCUCGUCCGACAUAAACGUCGUCGGCGCGAAGGUGAUGAUGGAGUACAUCGGAGCCACGGGGUCGCCGAUCGAGUUCGACGCCGUCCCCAUCCAACCAGGCAUCGACUUCCACUUCAUCCUCGGCUUCGCCAUCGACGCCGACCCCUCCGGCACCCCGCUCAACGGGGAAUUCAAACCUUACUGGGCCGACACCCUGAGCCCAGAAUCCAUCUCGUCACUCAAAGCCCAAAACGGCCCAAGCGUCAAAGUCAUGGCCAGCCUCAGCGGAUGGAGCCUCGGGGGGAAAGUGCUCCGCUGGACCCGGCCCAAUAACCAAUCCUUGUGGAUAUCCAACGCCGUCUCCUCCCUCCGCUCCCUCAUCGCCACCUACCACCUCGACGGCAUCGACGUCGACUACGAGACCUUCGGCCGCGGCAAGGGCGACAUCGAAAGCUUCGCCUUCUGCAUCGGCGAGUUAAUUGCACAGCUGAAGCGGGAAAAUUCGAUCUCCGUCGCCACAAUUGCGCCGUUCCACACCACGGUGGCGCCCUACGCGGCUCUGUUUCAGAGGUACGGUGGGUUGGUUGAUUAUGUGAACUACCAGUUUUAUACGGACAAGGUUAGGAACCCGGUGGCUUACCUGGCCGCGUUUCGGCUGCGGGCGGGGCAAUUUGGCAAGGGGAAGCUGCUGCCGAGCUACGAGGUGAGUGGGAGAGGGAUUCAAGGGGACGGGUUUUUUGACGCGCUGGCGAUGUUGGAGAGGAAUGGGUUUGGCGUUAAUGGAGUUAUGAUUUUCUCGGCGGAUGCUUCUGCGGCGGAGGGUGUUAAUUUCGAGUACGAGAAGAAAGCUCAGGCCUUUCUACUCAAUGUCAAUAGCACCCAUCUUUCGUAGGUAGAAAGAAAAUGUGUUUCGACCGAAUGGUAUAGAUGCUAAUAAAAUAGAGUCGGAAUUCAUAUCGAACAUAAGUUAGCCAUAUUAGAUUUCAGUUAACAAUACUAUAUGAAGAUUCUUGGGCAUAACCCCCUUAAACCUCUUUUUCCGGCUCUCAAUACAAUCCACGGAGGGAUAAUUUAGUAAACAUGUUGUGGAUUUAUUCACGAAUCUGGGGCCAAGCCCAAUCUUCUUUUAUUGCAAACUUGGGAUACGGAAACAGAAUAGAUAAUUCACCACUACAAAUCUGAAUAAUUAUAUGGGGUUGGUUAAAAAAAAAAAUUUGGCGGCUAAUUGGUAGUUUCAACUUUCAAAGCCAAAUUCUAAACUAAAGAAAAAAAACUCAUUAAGCUAAUAAGGCAAGACCAUCACUUUCACCCGUAAACUUUCAUGAUUUGGUCAUGCCGGUACAUGAACAUUACUUUCCAUCAUACCAGUACACGAAUUCAUAUUUUUGGUCAUCGCGGUACAUCAACCGAUUCCAAUCAUGAAACCGGCAUGAGUACCAAUGGUAUGACCAGCAUGAUAAAUUUACGGUGUUUAAAUAAAAUGACAUUGUUUUAGUAAAUGAAAUUAACAAAAUAAUUUAUUUAUUUCAAUUCAUUUGACGUUAAUGGUAUUUCACAUUUGUACAUAUAGUUUAUUAAAUCAACACAGGUCGGCAUGAACUAACAUAAACCGACUGUACGAAAUUCAUAUUUUGGCAAUCGCGGUACAUCAACCGAUUCCGGCCAUGAAAUCGACACGAAUACCACAAGUAUGACCAGCUUGAUAAAUUUAUAGAGUUUAAAUAAAUGACAUUGUUUUAGUAAAUGAAGUUAAUAAAAAACUUUAUUUAUGAUUUAUUCCAUGAAUAUGAGAUUUAAAUGUACAUAGAUUUUCUUGAAAUAUGUUAUAUAUAUAACAUCAAUGCACCCAACUCUAAAAGUAGUCAUAGACAUAAUAUUUUGAAUUUUAACUGGUAGCAUUAGUCUAAUAUGAUGAUAUAACAGAGAAUCUCAACUAAUCAAUCCAUUGCUUUAACCCCUAAAUCUUCAAUUUUGAACAUUAACACAAAAUCCCAAAAUGUGAGCCCUAACCCUAAUUCUCUAAAUCAUAAACCCUUCAAAUCAAAGUAAAUACUUAUGAUUUUUUUUGGCAAAUUCAUGGGGUUUCAUGCCUAUCAUAUCACAAGUAAUGAUUGACAUUGUUUAGACAUUAAUCGCCUACUCAAAAUGGCGAUUAUGAGGCGGGUGCACUGAAUGCACCCGAAAAAGUGAGUAUGAUCCGCGGCAACAACUAUCUAUCUUGGUGCUUUUCCCCUUGACGAACAUCUCUUUUCCUUGUGAGAAAAAAAAGGGAUUCAAUUAUCAAGAAGAUUCCUUCUAUUCCACUCAAUUUUAUCUUUAUUCUUUUGCUCCUAUUCCAUGAUGAAUUAAUGUAAGCACAGCCAUCCCCUAUAUGUCUAAGCCCUUUUCAAAGGAUACUCUCUCAGGGGUAUAUAUAUAUAUGGGGAGUUGUACGGUAUCAGGGUGAAAUCCAGGGUACCGCAUAGCUUGAGUAAGAAAACGCUAUCCAAAACUUGAAUUGACUGAUCUUUCGGACAUGAUACUAUACUCUAACCCUUAAAGAUCAAAAUAUAGGUCUUAAUUCUCU